This is a messenger RNA of Anolis sagrei ordinatus, 1348 nucleotides long. Its product is annotated as beta-1,3-galactosyltransferase 1-like. Gene Ontology annotation, molecular function: N-acetyl-beta-D-glucosaminide beta-(1,3)-galactosyltransferase activity. NCBI's taxonomy places the organism in Eukaryota, Metazoa, Chordata, Lepidosauria, Squamata, Anolidae. Gene Ontology annotation, cellular component: Golgi membrane. The record is from RefSeq and is a predicted model, not a curated record.
UGAAGUUUGACUGAAACCUACUCCAAAUCCAAUCCCAAGCUGCCACUUUUUCUCCAGGAACAAACAGCAGAAGAGAGAGGAACAUACAAAAAAAGGACACACAGCUAGCUUUCCAAGCCUGACCCCAAAAGAGCGUGGAAUGACAACCAUGAAGGCGUUUGUGUGCCAUCCACAGGGUUUCCCUACUUUGGUGCUGUUUGUUCUCUGUUCCAUGUUUCUUUUCCUACUUGUUGCAAGGCCUGAAAGGGAAAUUUUUGAAGUUUCUCCACUGUUAUUAAAAUUAUUCAGUAAUGCCCAAAGAAGUCCAGGUUCUGCACAGACGCUUCAAAGCACCCCAGACUUUGAAUGGGGAUCUGCACUUAAAGAGGGGAAGGAGUCCAAAUUCUUUGCCCUGCAAUCUCCAACACCACCAACAGCAAGCACACGCCACCCCUUAGAGGUGGUCUAUUCGGACGGGUAUAAAUUCCGUCUCAAUGAACCAGAUAAGUGCCAGAAGAUAUCGCCUUUCCUGGUCUUGUUUGUGAUAACGGAGCCGCAAGAUAUUGUCAAAAGGGAAGCCAUCCGGAAGACGUGGGGCAAUGAGAACUCUGUGCCUGGCGUCUCCAUCCUUCGUCUCUUUUUGACCGGCGUCCAUCCCCGCUUUGGAUCCCCGCUGCAGAAUCUGCUGGAAGAAGAGAGCUCCAUCUACAGAGACAUUGUCCAGCAGGACUUCCUAGACACCUACAACAACCUUACUCUCAAGACUCUGAUGGGCAUGGAGUGGAUCAGCAAGUUCUGUCCCAAUGCCUCGUACGUCAUGAAAGCAGACAGCGAUAUCUUUCUGAAUGUGGAGUACCUGGUGUCCAAGCUGCUACAGCCCCACCUGCCCCCCAAGAAAGACUAUAUGACGGGGUACAUCUACAGAAACACAAAGCCAAUUCGUAGCAAAGCCUACAAAUGGUAUGUGCCAAAGGAAGUGUAUCCUAAUGACACCUACCCACCCUACUGUGGAGGCCCUGGGUAUGUGUUUUCUGCGGAUUUGGCCCCGAAGAUCUACAAGGUGGCUCAGACCAUCAGAGUAAUCAACAUGGAAGAUUCUUUCAUGGGAAUCUGCCUCCACGAACUGGGCAUCAGUGUGACAAACAGCCCCUGGGGCCUCUUCAAUGUCUACAAAAUCACCUAUGAGAAGUGUCGAUUCUCUAAGGUCGUAGUUGUACAUCACUUUGGGCCCCAGGAACUGCUGGAGAUUUGGCCUCGCUUUCAGGAUCGGAAUGAAACUUGCGAGAGCUAAAGGUGCAGAGAAAUGCUGGCAGGGAGGACUGACAACCACAUGCAAACCAGCACAUACAGCCUUAGCUAUUUACACAUG